Messenger RNA from Ciona intestinalis (vase tunicate), 1959 nucleotides. NCBI's taxonomy places the organism in Eukaryota, Metazoa, Chordata, Ascidiacea, Phlebobranchia, Cionidae. The record is from RefSeq and is a predicted model, not a curated record.
AUUUCUAUCGUUACUUGUUGCAGUUAGACUAUUGUACUACCAACUGUUUAAUAUGCUAGAAAUUUGAAUAAAUAGAUCGUAAUAGUUUUACGCAAUUGCGUGAUUGACGUCCUACUGUUAUUAUAAAUAUAGGGCUAUGUUUACUUUUGAAUUUUUAAGUGGUUGAUGCGGUGUAGCUAAAGGGUGCAGUUUAUUACGACGUCCGAUUUAGGUCUUGUGUGUUUGUGAUAGCACUUUUAUUCUAGAAAAUAAACGUGUAUAAUUAGCGACCAUAUAUAUGCCUGUACUGUCAAUAUAAGGAGGUUUUUACGUUAUUAGUACGCAUAAGAAAGCUGUGGCAAAGAAUUAGAAAACUGUAUUCUCACGACUCCUAUUAAUCGUUGUUGAUUGUUUAAAAAGUAUUUUGGAUAUUAGAUUCUAAAGGUGUCCCGUCUUCCCCUACCCUACUAUAUACCGCAACGAUAAAAUAUACAAUAUAACCGAUUGAUAUUCAUGAAUAGAUAUACCUGUGGCUGUCGGGUAAGAUGGGAUAUUGGUAGCACCCAAAUACCAUAUUUCAAAGUUGUGGUUUUAACCGUUUUUUGAGUCGCGGGGUUACGGGUAUAUAAUUCUGCAAAUAUUCUUUGUUUACUACAAAAAAAGCAAAAUGAAAACACGGAAUGUCUUACCCCACACUAAUAUACCAUGUAUUAGUCCAUGCAGCACUGAAAAUUUAGAGACUAAAUUUAAAAUGUUGCAAGUGUACAUAUGUUUGCUAUGCAUACCACUAGCGUAUGGCUAUAAUGUUGAAUCCAGAGAGAUAUAUUCACUUCUGACCGAACCUUCGACACCAGCAAGAGCCAAGCGAGACGUUGAAACUUCUUCAGCAUAUUUCGGAUACAGCUUAGCAUUAACUCAAUCUGGAUCUCCAAGAAUACUCAUCGGUGCACCUAGUUUAAAAUCCACUGCCGCACUUAACAAUACCAACGGGCCAGCCGGAGGAAUGUAUUUGUGUCCAACGACUCCACAAGCAAACUGUACGAACGUGACACCCACAACCCCACCCCUGCAGGGCAACGAUGCGUUUGGAUUAGAUGUGAAUGCUGACCCGACAGGAAAUGUUAUUGGUUGCUCACCUCUGCGACCAACAGUUUGUGAAUCUUCUGUGCACAAGCUUGGCUACUGUUAUAGUGGCACAAACUAUGGACAAAGUUGGAGUGACAAAUCUUUUCUUGGCGGAGACGUUUGUCCGCCGACACAUGUGGACGUUCUCUUUGUUUUGGAUAGUUCUGGAUCAAUUAUGGCAAGAGACUUCGCAUUACUGCAAGAAUGGACAAUAAAUAUCACUCGUUCAUUGGAUAUUGGACCUAACGGAACAGUAUCCGUAGGACUUAUGCAAUUCGCAGAUCCGCAGAGAAUCAGUCUCGAGUUUGAAAUCGGAACUUUCAACACAAAGGACGAAAUAGUGGCGGCAAUUCAUAACAACACACACCUGAAAGGCAAAACGUUUACUGCGGAUGCGCUCAACCAAUCUGUUCCAGUUUUUAAGAAGUCCCCCCGCUUCAAUGAUACAUUAACAAAGAAAGUCUUGAUUUUCUUCACUGACGGAAUAGCCACAGACGCGGCCGACGUUCCAUAUAGUGCGCAAUUCGUGAGAGAUGCAGGUAUUAUACCAAUAGCUGUCGGCGUUACGCAAUCUAUUCUUCCAAGUCGAGUCCCUAGAGCUAUACGGCAACUACAGACAAUUGCGACUGGUGAAGUUGGAAACACCGAACGUUCAUAUGUUAUUGGAAAGACAGCCGACCUUGGAACAAUUGUAGAUGAAAUAUUUCAAACUAUAUCUGGGAUUGUUCUUGAAGGUAAUAAUCAACAAGAAAGUUAUAUUAGUGGUAUAGCUCGCAAUCCGACGCUAUAAGAUGUGCGAAACAGACCACUCGUCUUAUAACAACUGUCGUUUUCCGACCACACCAAAAUAGAUAA